AUGAAGGAACCGGAUGCCAUCAAGCUGUUUGUGGGGCAGAUCCCGAGGCACCUGGAGGAAAAGGACCUGAAACCCAUCUUUGAACAGUUCGGUCGGAUCUUCGAGCUGACUGUCAUCAAGGACAAGUACACCGGGCUGCACAAGGGAUGUGCCUUCCUGACAUACUGUGCCCGCGAUUCAGCCCUGAAGGCCCAGAGCGCCCUGCACGAACAGAAGACGCUUCCAGGGAUGAACAGGCCAAUCCAGGUCAAGCCAGCCGACAGCGAGAGCCGAGGAGAAGACCGGAAGCUCUUUGUGGGGAUGCUAGGGAAGCAGCAGACAGAUGAGGACGUCCGGAAGAUGUUCGAGCCCUUCGGCACCAUAGACGAGUGCACUGUGCUCCGGGGCCCAGACGGCACCAGCAAAGGCUGCGCCUUCGUGAAGUUCCAGACCCACGCGGAGGCCCAGGCGGCCAUCAACACCCUUCACAGCAGCCGGACCCUGCCGGGUGCCUCAUCCAGCCUGGUGGUGAAGUUUGCCGACACGGAGAAGGAGCGCGGUCUCCGCCGAAUGCAGCAGGUGGCCACCCAGCUGGGCAUGUUCAGCCCCAUCGCUCUCCAGUUCGGCGCCUACAGCGCCUACACCCAGGCCCUAAUGCAGCAGCAGGCGGCCCUGGUGGCGGCUCACAGUGCCUACCUCAGCCCCGUGGCCACCAUGGCCGCCGUGCAGAUGCAGCACAUGGCCGCCGUCAAUGCCAACGGCCUCAUCGCCACCCCCAUCACCCCCUCCUCAGGAACCAGCACGCCUCCUGCCAUCGCUGCCACACCCGUCUCUGCCAUCCCUGCUGCCCUGGGCGUCAACGGCUACAGCCCAGUGCCCACCCAGCCCACUGGGCAGCCUGCCCCUGACGCUCUAUAUCCCAACGGGGUUCACCCCUACCCAGCCCAGAGCCCCGCGGCCCCCGUGGACCCCCUGCAGCAGGCCUACGCGGGGAUGCAGCACUAUACAGCAGCUUACCCAGCAGCCUACAGCCUGGUGGCACCUGCGUUCCCACAGCCUCCUGCUCUGGUGGCCCAGCAGCCCCCGCCACCCCCACAGCAGCAGCAGCAGCAGCAACAGCAACAGCAGCAACGGGAAGGCCCUGACGGCUGCAACAUCUUCAUCUACCACCUGCCCCAGGAGUUCACGGACUCGGAGAUCCUCCAGAUGUUUGUCCCCUUUGGCCACGUCAUCUCAGCCAAAGUCUUUGUUGACAGAGCCACCAAUCAGAGCAAGUGCUUUGGCUUUGUGAGUUUCGACAAUCCAGCCAGCGCCCAGGCUGCCAUCCAGGCCAUGAACGGUUUCCAGAUUGGCAUGAAGCGCCUCAAAGUCCAGUUAAAGCGGCCUAAGGAUGCCAAUCGGCCCUACUGA
This is a messenger RNA of Budorcas taxicolor (takin), 1389 nucleotides long. RefSeq names its product CUGBP Elav-like family member 3 (gene CELF3). Bases 1 to 1389 code for a protein of 462 amino acids. The transcript has 12 exons. Gene Ontology annotation, biological process: mRNA splice site recognition; regulation of alternative mRNA splicing, via spliceosome. The record is from RefSeq and is a predicted model, not a curated record. Gene Ontology annotation, molecular function: mRNA binding. Gene Ontology annotation, cellular component: cytoplasm; nucleus; ribonucleoprotein complex. Lineage: Eukaryota; Metazoa; Chordata; Mammalia; Artiodactyla; Bovidae.